AUGCAUGAGUGGAAACAAUUGUGGGAGGAUCUUAGUCAUCAGUUCAUGGGUUCUAAGCCUUGCUUGUUUGCUGGUGAUUUUAAUAUCAUUCGAAAUAAUUCGGAGAGAAGGGGUGGAUGUUCGCAACCCAUUUAUGCGAUGGAAGAUUUCAAUGAAUGGGUACACCAAUGUGGUUUAGUUGAAAUGAAAUCGAAGGGUUGUAACUUCUCCUGGUGCAAUGGUCAGCUGGGUCUCGCUCGGUCUUGGGCUAAGUUAGAUUGGAUCUUCAUGGAUUUUUCUUUGUUUUCUUCAUUUCUGCAAGUCGUCUGUUCCUAUCUUCAACGCACUACGUCUGAUCACUCUCCUAUGGUUAGUGAAUUCAAGAUGGAUCCUUUCUCUUAUGGUCCCUCGCCUUUUGGUUUUCAACAAAUGUGGAUGAACCAUCCACAAUUUUUAGAGUGUUUUCGACAGGCUUGGUCUAGGUCAGUUGUUGGCCAGGGACUUAAUAAGUUGGCUGCAAAGUGGACGGAAAGGGAUCUUCUUUUCUUGUCUGCGGAAUUGGAUAUUUGGAUCCAUCUUAAAGAUACCAUAUUGGCCGAACUAUCUAAAUUAAAAUGUCAUAUGGAAGGUGAUCGUAACACAAAAAUUUUCCAUGUAUGCCUGGCCAAUAAACGGCAUAAACGAGUGGUGGAAAUGAUGUCUUCACUGAAGAGUAUUCACCAGGGGGUUGUGGACUUUUUUUCUAACUUUCUACUAGGGCUACCAACUAGAACACCUCCUGAUUUGUCGACUCUUAUUUCUCCAAUUAUUUUGGAUACUGAUCAUUCAGGAUUGUGCACCGUUCCUUCUAUGACGGAAGUUUUCUCGGCUCUUUCCUCUAGACCGCCUAAUAGUACUCCGGGUCUUGAUGGGUUUGGUUUGGGUUUCUUCAAAAGUUGUUGGAAGGUGGUGAAACAUCGAAAAUUGAAGAGAAUGCCUAUAGUGUAG
Molecule: messenger RNA, 966 nt
Organism: Carya illinoinensis
Lineage: Eukaryota; Viridiplantae; Streptophyta; Magnoliopsida; Fagales; Juglandaceae
Exons: 1
Coding region: 1-966 (321 amino acids)
Source: RefSeq, a predicted model, not a curated record